GAAAGUGUGAAAACGAGAAUAACUGCACUACAGCUUUAAAAGUUUGGCAAUUUGGUCGAUUUAUAGUUGAAAUCUACAAUGAUUGAGUAAACACGUGCCUCUGUAUAGCACAACCGACCAAAAAAACACCCAAGAAAUUUUGGUCUUUUUUCAACUUUGUAGCUCACCAACCAUUAUCCACGUGUUGAUAUCUCUUUAACUCCAAACAAAUUUGGAAAGUUUUCUUUCUUUAUUAAUAAAGACCCUGAUGCUUUAUCCUAAUUGAAGCUCAAUUUCACUAUAACCAACUUCAUGCUUAAUGGUCCAUAUGGCCUCAAGUUGUUUGAUGUACUAUGCUUUUGCCUUAAUGCUCUUGCUGUUUCUAGCAGAGUUUUGUCGCUACAUUGAGUCAGUUAGUGGGGUUGUUUUGGGUUCAAGAUUGUUAGCUAAAGAGAACCAAGCAUGGUUUUCUGAGAAUAAAACAUUUGCAUUUGGCUUCACUCCAACAACAGAAUCACAUGAUCAAUAUCUAUUGUCUAUUUGGUUUGCACAACUUCCUGGAGAAAGAACAUUGGUUUGGUCCCCUAGCAUGUAUAUAUUACUUUUUGGCCAACCCUUUCAUUUUGUGUCCAUCAUCUGAUCAUAGAAACUCUCCGAUCACAAAAGACGCGGUCGUGGAGUUCGACAACUCUGGAAAUCUCCUGUUGAUGGACAGAGGUAACACUUUAUGGGCAUCAAACACCUCGGAAGCUGGCGUUGAAACAGCUGUCAUGUCCGAAAAUGGCAACUUUGUUCUCUUCAGCGACAACCUAAGCGUUGUGUGGCAGAGCUUUUCGCAUCCAUCAGAUACUCUAUUACCUGGCCAACCUUUAACGGCAUCACUAGAAUUGAUAUCAUCAAAAUCACCUGCGCUUGGAGGUUAUUACACGUUAAAAAUGCUGCAGCAGCCUACAUCACUUAAUCUUGGCUUGACUUACAAUGUGCCUGAGUCCUUUGAUAUGUCACCUGAACUUUACAGCAAUUAUUCUUACUGGAGGGGACCUGAUAUAUCUAAUGUGACAGGAGAUGUUGUUGCAGUAUUGGAUCAAGCUGGAAGCUUUGGUAUUGUAUAUGGCUCGUCUUCGGAUGGAGCAGUUUAUGUGUACAAAAAUGAUGGUGAUUAUGGAGGGUUAUUCUCAGCUGUGAAUCAAUCCAAUCGGAAUAGACCAUCUGUUUUAAGACGGUUAAUUCUUGAGGCUAAUGGAAAUCUACGUUUGUAUCGAUGGGACAACGAUGUAAAUGGAUCAAAACAAUGGGUUGCAGAGUGGGCAGCUGUGUCCAGUCCAUGUAACAUUGCUGGAAUUUGUGGCAAUGGGAUAUGUAAUUUAGAAAGAAGUAAAACGAAUGCAUCUUGCACGUGCUUGCCAGGCACUUCUAAGGUGGGAAAUGAUAUUUCUUGUUCUGGAAAUUCUUCAUUGACAGGAAAAUGUGGACCUCAUCAUGAAAACUUAACUUCCCAGUUCAAGAUUUCUACAGUUCAACAGACGACUUACUAUUUCUCAGGAUCAUCUGUAAUAGCAAAUUACAGUGAUAUAGAGUCAGUGUCCAAAUGUGGGAAUGCUUGUUUAUCAAAUUGCAAUUGUGUGGCUUCUGUCUACGGUCUCAAUGAGGAAAAGCCUUACUGUUGGGUCCUAAGAAGCUUGGAAUUUGGUGGAUUCGAGGAUCCUGGCUCAACUUUAUUCGUAAAGGUUGACGCCAACGGCUCAUUUGGUGUGGGUGGUGACAAUCAAACUGGGGAUUCAUCAGAUGAAUCACUGAGUACACACGAGAAGGUAUUGAUACUUCCUAUAGUCCUAAGCAUGACUGUUCUGAUCGCGCUGCUCGGCUGUCUGUUGUAUAUUAAUAUCCAUAGGAAAAGAUCCUUAAAGAGAGCCCUUGAUGGCUCUUUGAUCUUAUCAGGAGCUCCUAUUAGCUUCAGCUAUCGUGACUUGCAACACCGGACAAACAAUUUUUCCCAGUUACUUGGAACAGGUGGAUUUGGCAGCGUAUACAAGGGAAGCCUAGUGGAUGGAACAUUGAUAGCAGUAAAGAAGCUUGACAAAGUUUUACCUCAUGGGGAGAGGGAAUUCAUAACAGAGGUCAAUACUAUUGGCUCUAUGCAUCAUAUGAACUUGGUUCGUCUAUGUGGAUACUGUUCUGAGGGAACACGAAGGCUACUAGUGUAUGAGUUUAUGAAAAAUGGCUCAUUGGACAAGUGGAUAUUCCAUUCAUAUAGUAACAGAGAUAGACUGCUAAUUUGGCCUACACGUUUUCGCAUAGCCAUUGGUACUGCACAAGGAAUAGCCUAUUUUCAUGAGCAGUGCAGGAACAGGAUCAUACAUUGUGACAUCAAGCCAGAGAACAUACUUUUGGAUGAGGAUUUCUGUCCUAAAGUUUCUGAUUUUGGACUAGCUAAAUUGAUGGGGAGAGAGCACUCCCACGUUGUCACGAUGGUCAGAGGAACUAGAGGUUAUUUAGCCCCCGAGUGGGUCAGCAACCGACCCAUAACUGUAAAAGCAGAUGUUUACAGCUACGGAAUGCUGCUACUAGAAAUCAUUGGUGGCCGGAGAAAUCUUGACAUGACUUGUGAUGCUGAGGACUUCUUUUACCCUGGAUGGGCUUACAAGGAAAUGACUGAAGGAACGCCAGAAAAAGUCGUAGAUAGAAGACUGGAAGGAGCAAUCGAAAAAGAGGAGCUAAUAAGAGCUUUGAUGGUUGCCUUUUGGUGUAUUCAGGAUGAGGUUUCAACAAGGCCUACCAUGGGGGAAGUGGUGAAGAUGUUAGAAGGAUCAGUUGACAUUGAGAUGCCCCCAAUGCCACAAACAGUUUUAGAGCUAAUAGAAGAAGGCUUAGAUCACGUUUACAAGUCUAUGAAAAGGGAGCUCAAUCAGUUCAGUUCCUUCACUAUUACUACUCAUCCAUCAUCUAAUGCUACAUGCAGUUACUCCACUAUGUCACCUAGAUAGUUAAAAGGUGGAAUAGAUCAUUAGGAAGUUAUGUUAGGAUUAUGCAACUGUAAACCCAUUAAUGCUCCAAAUAACAUUUGAAGAGCUGGCAAAAUUGGAUUAGCAUAGUAUAUUAUUUUACUUUUAGCCAUAUCUCAGCUAAGAUUAAAACAUUAAAUUGUGUUUUUCAAACAAAACAUGCAUAUGCAGAAACAUCCCAAAGAGGUUUUGUGUGAGCAGUUUUGAGUGCAUUGUUUUUACCAAACAUGGAGAACACAGAGGUUUUGCUUGACAUCAGUUUUCAUGUCAAACACUUGGUCGCAUCGAAUAAUAUACACACAUUAUAUAUU
Messenger RNA from Capsicum annuum, 3292 nucleotides. Its product is annotated as G-type lectin S-receptor-like serine/threonine-protein kinase At5g24080. The record is from RefSeq and is a predicted model, not a curated record. The transcript is spliced from 5 exons. Bases 498 to 2963 code for a protein of 821 amino acids. NCBI's taxonomy places the organism in Eukaryota, Viridiplantae, Streptophyta, Magnoliopsida, Solanales, Solanaceae. Gene Ontology annotation, molecular function: ATP binding; protein serine/threonine kinase activity. Gene Ontology annotation, biological process: protein phosphorylation; recognition of pollen.